Messenger RNA from Ascochyta rabiei, 570 nucleotides. RefSeq lists its product as uncharacterized. The transcript has a single exon. Lineage: Eukaryota; Fungi; Ascomycota; Dothideomycetes; Pleosporales; Didymellaceae. The coding region runs from base 1 to 570 and encodes 189 amino acids. The record is from RefSeq and is a predicted model, not a curated record.
AUGGCGAACAAAAACCCACCUAUUCCGCCUGAGGGUAACGAACAAAGCGUUAAACGUCACCACGGCUCUACUUUAAUGGCUACCUACCCCGCCCACAAGACCAUCGACCAAGCCAGCAAGAUGCUGACAACUCUUCCCAGCAUCAGCUCCGUCAUGGGUCUGCAACUGAAGCGAUCCCCAGCAUCCAACGACAUUGCCAAAAACACCUCACCUCAAGCCGCGCUUGAAAACGCGACAGAAGGGAGCAGCAACGCUUCUUCAAGAUCGAACCAUGUACACGACAAAGCUCCCCGGCCCGCUGCCUACAUGUCCAGCGCAUCUGUCGUACCUCAAGUCCUUGCCACUGCCAAGCCUAUCAAGACGAAAGGCGAGGCCGGCGACAAAAACUUUGCCGCGAUCAGGGACGAUCAGAACGGCAAUGGUGGGCCUGGUCCAAAGCCUUGCGAUCAGGGUCUCGAAGCCAAGAAACAAGACCUUGAGGAACGCGCCGAGGAGGCGAGGGAGCUGUAUGUUCAGAAGAUGGUUGCGGCGGGUCAUUGGCAUGUGCAAGACCGUCCCAGCGGAGGUUGA